GAGGUAUUCAUGGAAUCUCUCAACACUGUUAAUGUGGUGUGCAGCAGUCGGCACUUGAAGCCAUUGAAAGAAACGACUAUCUUACGAGCGAUUAGUCCGUGGUCUAGUGAUUAAGGGACUGGACUAGCAAUCGUAAAGAUUAGCUGAGAUAAUAGUAGUUGAAAAGCGUAUAAAGGAGACCCUAUAUAAAUGCAAUUAAAAGGUAUUUUGCACAAUACCGCGCGGUGCUGGACAUAAUCUGGGCACCAAACCACAAGUCAGCAGUGGUCACAGUUUUCUGUGCUUGAACGUCCGGGGCAAAUUUAGUGAAUGCGGGAAGGGGAUUAUUUGUACUGUGAAAUAAGGCCGUCACUAGUCGACCAGAUCCGCCCCACCCCGACAAGACACGACACGACACGACACGAAACGAUACAACACGACACGACACUACACGAACCCGUCAAUGGGCACCUGGUAUUUGGGGACGCUCAGUAGCACUUGGAAGAUUAAGAUUUGGGGAAAACGAGAAAAAAAAAACGCGUUUUAGGACAGGAACCAUAAUAUGGAAUAUAAUCUAUCUUAUAAUAAUAUUCUUCUAUCUCUGUCCCCAACAGUACCCGCCUGCUUCCCUCAUAUCGACCCCUUUUUGGAGCAAAUGGCGGACAACUCCUAUUCCUUGCCCAUCCCACUUCCUGUCUACAUUCGGACAAGAUCGCCUUCUGGCUCCGAGAGUUUUGUCAAGCCCAAGAAAUGUCGGAGGAGUAGAACCGUCUUCACAGAAUUACAGCUGUUGGGUCUGGAGAAGAGAUUCGAGGGCCAGAAGUACCUGUCCACUCCCGAUAGAUUGGACUUAGCUGAAUCUCUGGGGCUGUCACAAAUACAAGUCAAAACCUGGUACCAGAACAGACGGAUGAAGUGGAAGAAACAGGUGUGUAUUGGAGGGAGGGGACAUUUAGGUUACGUAAGUGUUGUCCUGCAGAAGGGCGCGAAAGAGGCACCCACAAAGCCCAAAGGUCGGCCUAAAAAAGACUCCCUGGAUGGCGGAACCGAGUCAGAAAUCGAGGUAGAUGACGACACACCAGAAGAUGACGUCACAACGGAAGAUAAUAUCAUACCUUUGAGUCCUGAGGUCAACUCGCCCACGUCAGAAGACGAGCUAGAAGCGCAUGACGUAGAACAAACUAUGGCACACGAGGGGGCCAAGUGUUCAGAUUCUGAGGCGGAAGAAAGGGAAGAAAGACCGUGGUGA
Molecule: messenger RNA, 1228 nt
Organism: Aplysia californica (California sea hare)
Lineage: Eukaryota; Metazoa; Mollusca; Gastropoda; Aplysiida; Aplysiidae
Product: homeobox protein BarH-like 1
Exons: 3
Coding region: 542-1228 (228 amino acids)
Biological process (GO): regulation of DNA-templated transcription
Molecular function (GO): DNA binding; DNA-binding transcription factor activity, RNA polymerase II-specific
Source: RefSeq, a predicted model, not a curated record